Molecule: messenger RNA, 991 nt
Organism: Pterocles gutturalis (yellow-throated sandgrouse)
Lineage: Eukaryota; Metazoa; Chordata; Aves; Pterocliformes; Pteroclidae
Product: ferritin heavy chain-like
Exons: 2
Biological process (GO): intracellular iron ion homeostasis; iron ion transport
Cellular component (GO): cytoplasm
Molecular function (GO): ferrous iron binding; ferric iron binding
Source: RefSeq, a predicted model, not a curated record
GGUGAAAAUUUUGAUCAGUCACAUGUUGCUCUGCCAAAUGUUUCCAAGUUCUUCUUGCAUCAAGCUCUGGAAGAGAGAAAAGCAGCAGAGGCUUUGAUGAAGUAUCAGCAAGAAAGAGGAGGCCAUUACUGUUCUAAAACCAUCCAGAAACCAAACUAUGAGUAUGCAGUCGGUCUGAUGAAAGCCCUGGAAGUAGCAAUGGUACAGUGGAAAACUAUGAUGCGGUAUUUUGAAGAGCUUUAUGCCCUGAGUAUCGAAAGUGCAGACCCUCAUAGCGCAAGCACUAUCAAGAGUCAAUUUAUUGGGCCCAAAAUCCGGAAGAUCAAGCUGAUGGGAGAUCUGCUGACCAAUGCUCGCAGGCUUGACUGUUCCCAAGAUGGCAGAAAUAGUCUUGGGGAUUAUUUUAUGGACCGGCUGCAGAAAGAGUUCAGAACAUGCACAGAGCCAGAGUGUAGUCAGCACUGCGGCCCCUGCUCACCUCUCCAGCAGUGUACAGGAUCUGCAGAGGGUCUGAAGCGACCCCAGAGAGAAUUUUCCCAGCACAGAAAUGGCAUAGGGCCAGCAUGUGCAACCAUUUACUGCACUACCAUGCUGCCACAGUGUAACGAUGGGACAGGAGCAAAAGUGAAGCAGAGCAGGGAGGGACUUUAAUGCUGUGGCUGUUGCAGCUACAGGGGAGCUCCUAAGGCAGACCUGUAUGGACAGCAGCCUUGAGACCAGAACUCAGGAGAUGUGAUGCUGUAUUGCUCCUCCUGCUUUUACACGCUUUUCCUUUGUCCUCAGUUGAGCCACAGCUCAAAAUCUAGACCAUACCAUUAUUUUGUUUAAGUGAUAGCAGGGUUGCUAGUUACCUAGGCUGUCAGCAUUAGUUCCACUUUUAUCUAUGCAAUUCUUUCUGGAAGCCAAAAGCUUUUAAGCCUCUUUUCUGUCUUAAAUGAUUAAUAGGAUUAGUUAGUGCAAAUUAUUUUUAACAAUAUAUAUAACUUUUAUU